AUGGCCCAGGAAUCAAUGAUAUUCAGGGAUGUGGCUAUAGAUUUCUCUCAGGAGGAGUGGGAAUGCCUGGACCCUGCUCAGAGGGACUUGUACAGAGAUGUAAUGCUGGAAAACUACAGCAAUCUGCUAUCAGUGGGAUUUUACAUACCUAAGCCUCAUGUCAUCUCCUUAUUGGAACAAGGGAAAGAGCCCUGGAUGUUUGGCAGAGAACUGACAAGAGGUCUGUGUUCAGAUCUGGAGUCAAUGUGUGAAACCAAGUUAUUAUCUUUAAAGAAGGAAAUUUAUGAAAUAGAAUCAUGCCAGAGGGAGAUGAUGGGACUUACAAAGCAUGGCCUUGAGUAUUCUCAUUAUAGAGAUGUUUUGGAAUAUGGCAGUCACCUUGAAAGACAACUGGGAUAUCAGAAUGGUCAUUUCAGCCAAGAAAUAUUUACUAAUGGAUAUAUGCCCACAUAUAUUCAACAGACAUUCUUUACUCUGCAUCAAAUAAUUAAUUCUGAAGAGAAACCUUAUGAAUGCAAGAAAUGUGGAAAAGUCUUUAAUCAGAAUACACAGUUUAUUCAACAUCAAAGAAUUCAUAAUGGUGAAAAAUCUUAUGAAUGUAAGGAGUGUGGGAAAUUCUUUAGCUGUGGCUCACAUGUUACUCGACAUCUGAAAAUUCAUACUGGUGAAAAACCCUUUGAAUGUAAUGAAUGUGGAAAGGCCUUCAGUUGUAGCUCAUACCUUUCUCAGCAUCAGAGAAUUCAUACUGGUAAGAAACCCUAUAAAUGUAAGGAAUGUGGGAAAGCCUUUAGUUAUUGCUCAAAUCUUAUUGACCAUCAGAGAAUUCACACUGGUGAAAAACCCUAUGAAUGUAAAGUAUGUAGGAAAGCCUUUACUAAGAGCUCACAACUUUUUCAACAUGCAAGAAUUCAUACAGGUGAGAAACCCUAUGAAUGUAAGGAAUGUGGCAAAGCUUUUACUCAGAGCUCAAAGCUUGUUCAGCAUCAGAGAAUUCAUACUGGUGAAAAACCCUAUGAGUGUAAGGAAUGUGGCAAAGCCUUCAGUAGUGGCUCAGCACUUACUAAUCAUCAGAGAAUUCACACUGGGGAAAAACCCUAUGAUUGUAAGGAAUGUGGCAAGGCUUUUACUCAGAGCUCACAACUUCGACAACAUCAGAGAAUUCAUGCUGGUGAGAAACCUUUUGAAUGCCUUGAAUGUGGGAAAGCCUUUACUCAAAACUCACAACUUUUUCAACAUCAGAGAAUUCAUACAGAUGAAAAACCAUAUGAAUGUAAUGAAUGUGGAAAGGCUUUUAAUAAAUGCUCAAACCUUACUCGACAUCUGAGAAUUCAUACUGGUGAAAAGCCCUAA
Molecule: messenger RNA, 1350 nt
Organism: Pipistrellus nathusii (Nathusius's pipistrelle)
Lineage: Eukaryota; Metazoa; Chordata; Mammalia; Chiroptera; Vespertilionidae
Source: the annotation of a GenBank genome assembly